Molecule: messenger RNA, 3222 nt
Organism: Amphibalanus amphitrite
Lineage: Eukaryota; Metazoa; Arthropoda; Thecostraca; Balanomorpha; Balanidae
Exons: 2
Coding region: 197-1822 (541 amino acids)
Cellular component (GO): cytoplasm
Source: RefSeq, a predicted model, not a curated record
UUGUGAAUGUGUUUCUCUUUGCAUUUUCGAUGUAGUCAAUAGUCAUACCAGAAUCAUACAAUGUGAAAAUUUAGCUAGUGCCGCCUUACUGAUAUGCCACUUAGUCUCCCGUGCGCCUGUGAGUCAAGUUUUCGGUAAAACUGUCUGUUUCCAGGAGUGAGCAGCCUGCAGCAGCCUUCACUCACCAUCUGGCACAAUGUCCGAGUCGGAGCAGAUCACCCCGGCCCGCCAGCCGCGGACGCUAUACGAGCUGUGCUGGUCGGUGCUGCUGGACCGCGCGCCGCUGGACGGCUACGUGUGCGGCGCCGCCUGCUACCAGCUGCCGUUCCGGCUGCUGGUGCCACUCUGCCGCACCGUGCUCGACGCCGUGCGCGUCAAAAACAGCGUGUUCUACAGCUGCCAGACGGUGGGGCACCUCAGCGUGGGCAUCCGGCGCACGGCGCAGCAGAAGGCGCGCCAGAACGAGACGAUUCUGGCGGCGUUCCUGCGGCACUGGCCGCAGGAGCUGCUGGUGCUGCAGCAGGUGCAGGGCCUGCACGGGCUGACGUUCCUGCAGGAGGGCCACCCGGAGCGGGACUGCUGGUCCGUCAUGGAGAUGGAGGAGUGUGACUUGUUCGUGCAGCGCUACGGCGGCAAACGCGUGCAGGAGAACAAGAAGGAGGUGCUGAGCGCCGCGUGCAGUCUGCUGCGCACCUUCCUCAAGCUGCAGGAGGAGGGCGGCUGUCGGCGGCUGCGGCACCUCGACAUCAGCGCGCGCCCGCUCAGCUGGGUCGAGCUGUUUGCGCUGGUCGGCAUGGUGUGGGACGCGGCGCCGGUCUCCGCCGGCCCGCCCGGCUCGGUCAGCCUGGGACUGAGGAUGAAGCUGUCGGAGAGCCGCCGGAUGUACGCCCGCCGACUGCUGGAGAGCGGUCUGGCGGGUCCGGUGGGCGCCGCGCGGGUCGUGCUGCGCCGUGUGGCGGUCAUCUCGUCCGGGCCGGACCCGGAGGAGCACCGGCAGAACCUGGUGCUGGCGGGCCAGGUGCUGGCCGCGCUGCGUCCGGCCGCCGUCACCAGUCUCAGCGUGCAGGUGGACGGCGCCGUGCCGCCGGCCUGGCUGGCCGGCCUGGUGCGCCAGCUGCCGGCGCUGCGCGAGCUGAAGCUGCUGCUGCCGGCCGGCGCGCAGCCCGAGCCGGACGACUGGCCGGCGCUGGCCGAGCUGCUGUCCGAGCAGCGCGCGCUGCGCCGGCUGGAGCUGCGCUGGCCGCUGCGCCGCCGGCUGGGCCAGCUGCUGGCCGAGCUGCCCGGGCCGCUGAGCGCGCUCUGCCUGCCCGGCUGCCAGCUGGCGGCCGCCGACCUGGAGGCGCUGUCGCUGUGGCCGCACCUGGCUCACCUGGAGGUGCUCGACCUGUCGGAAGGCGUGGAGGCGGCGCCGCUGGCCGCGCAGGACGCCGCCGUGCAGCACCUCUGCGUGCUGCUGGCGCAGUGCGAGCGGCUGCGCGCGCUGCUGCUGGACGGCUGCCGGGUGCCGGCCGACCAGCUGCCGGCGCUGCUGCGCACAGUGCGCACGCGCGACUCGCUGGAGCGGCUGUCGCUGGUCGGCUGCGGCGACCCGGAGCAGCCGGACGAGCUGCUGCGGCUGGUGGCAGACGUGGUGACCCUGCCGCGGCUGAGGCUGCUGGCGCUGGACGGCUUCUGCCGCGAGCAGCUGGUCGAGCUGCGGCAGGACAUGUCCUACUGGCGGCUGGUGACCGGCUCCGGCAGCUCGCCGUAUGUGGAGCUGCGCCAGCGACGGCGGGAGGGCGACUGGCCUCCGGCAGAGAUCGCCGACCGACACAGCGACUAAUAGAAUGACGGACGGCUGUAUCAACGGCUGAGCUGAGCGGCAUAGCGACUGAUACAGCCGCCACAUGAACACCGACCGACACCAGACCGAGCCUGGUCGGCGAUCGGUCGGCGGCUUGAAUAAUGCAGUGAAUUACUCCUCCGGGGCAGUCCUUCGGUGCACAAAGCGACUGAUCUCUGAGUCUGAUCAGACCGAUCUCUUAGAGAGACUGAUAACUACCGGUAUGGGGUCACCUGAAACGGUAGCCCCGCGGUGAGCGACCUCGGUAACGGCUACCUGGCACAGAGAGGCUACCGCUACACAUCUCACCGGAGACAGGUAGGAUUAUCUCCCUUGGUGAGUACUGCCUAUCGAUACUCGGGGUGUCAUCCCCAGUUUAGUGUGUUAGUGACCGUUCUGGGCCUCAUGUGUGCCUUAGUCCAUCGCCGGUGUGGAUGCAGCGUCAGUGACGCCCGCAGCACCGGCCGCCUGAUUGAGUCGUCCGCUAACGGCGCCAGUUUAUGGAGCGCCGCCGGCUCGGCGGUCUGGCGCCGGACGGAUUUAUGGGACGGUUUUGUGGUUAUCGUAUGCGCGCUGAUGGGUGGGCUCGGUCGGGGCUGGCGCCCGGCCAUGGGGGCGCCGUCAGUCACCCGAUAUUCGGCUGUCGCGAACUGUGAUUGUUCGACUGUGACGUCGUAAUGGACAAUAGUCAGUCAGCUGAGACUGUGGUAGGUCUGCUCUAGAUGAUGGUGAUCGAUAUAAGUCAUAAUGUCAGUCAUAAUGCUUCAUGUGCAAUUAUCGUGGUAUUAACCUGAUCUGCUGAUGAGGCUAUGUUAAUGUUCAAGCUAUCAGCGGUUUGUUACUAACGUACGUAAUCAGUGAAUAAUUGAUUCAGUUUGCUUGAAACGUGUUGUGGUGAUAUGUGAUAUAAAGGUAGCUAUUAUACAGAGAUAUAUGCGAUAGAUACCCGUAGGGUAAAUUGCUACUCACGUCGUUAGCCGUCGUGUUGUUCCGCCCGAACUCCCCGCAUCAAAUAGUCUAACAUUCCAAUCGAUGCGUUUUCACAUUCAGGGCAUGUACCUGAGCGUGCCGUAUAUGCAGCGCCAUGGCUUGAUCACUGGUGCAAUUAAGAAUGUUUUCAGUGCAAUUAUUCAUGUUGAUCCAUAGUAAAGUAAGCUGAGCCCCUGUGCUGGUUUACUUUGAAAUGUUACGAGCUCAAUAAUGAUGUAUGUUAAGGCCAAUUAAUAUUCUUGUGUUGUUUCUUUAGUAUGGCGUGCUGCUUUUAGAAACCCAAAUGUUUUCUUGAGACCCAAUAUCCGAUAGCGAGUGAUAAAUACUGCCAUCUUUCAUGCGUAUAUUUUGGUUUCACCCAUCGGGUUUUCCUCCCUUCAAAUAAACGCAUAUGUGGUACGAAAGCUAAA